UGUCAAGGUCAUCAAAUCCGAUUGUGCGCUCUUAUACGUCAAAUGAACACAUGCACUUGAACACACGUAUCGAUGGACAGCCAUAGCCCCACAUUUCCCUCCAGGACGUCCACAGAGAUAGGAUUUGACGCCCUCAUUUCAACACUCAGAAAUGAAACACUACCGCAGCCACCACAAGAACCGGUCAAUACAACGAACGUUCCUAUUGAGAUGGAUUGGCGCGAAGGAAAUGAAUGUCCUGACGCCGUGAUUAUUCCGAACCAAACAACGCUACUUAUGAGUGCAGUUCCGAUGUCCCCAUUCAUGAUGAUGGAGGAAGAGGGGGAGGAUCCCGUGCCGAGUUUCAGUUUGGACACGCACGAAGUGCAGGAUCGACACAGAGUUUAUCGGAAAGACGAUACUGAAUUGUCGCAAUUCCCAAGUUUGUCCAAGUUUGCAAGCUUUGAAGACCUGUUGAGCAAUGAUCAUUCCCCCCGACUUACCGACACCAGACGGCAAUGCAGUACAACGAAAGUUGGUGACAAUCCGUACUGACAGCGCGUUCUCUUGAACAUACCUCACUCAAAGAUGAGAUUCUGCUUUUUGCCAUAAAACCAAAUACUUUCUUA
Molecule: messenger RNA, 608 nt
Organism: Dicrocoelium dendriticum
Lineage: Eukaryota; Metazoa; Platyhelminthes; Trematoda; Plagiorchiida; Dicrocoeliidae
Source: the annotation of a GenBank genome assembly